CACAAAGCUCCAGCCAGUCGGGAAAGCUGGACGGAGAUGAAAUGAUGCCUGUAGGACUGACUCUGUCUCUUUAGUGUUCAACACUGAGUGUGUGUAGGGUGGACUGGACUGCGACCCACGUCUCUCACGUACGACGCUGUCUGCUUUCAGUAGCUUUAUCGUUUUUCUAAGUAGGCUAUUCGUAAGGAUGGGAUUAAAUUGACCAACAGUGAAUGUUUUGCCUUGCUUUUUUAACGCUUUUCGCGAAUUGUGUCGUUUUAACGGCCUGUUGCAGUAUUUAUAUUUUACUGAUGGCGGAACUGUAACUUGAAAUCGUGACCAGCGGUUGCCUAUUCGUCACUCUUCUAUAUUCAAUGAAACACGUUUGCAGCUACAACAUCGCUGCAAGCCUCAGGAGGUCCUGCGUGCUCAGUUGGUCUUAAAGGAGCCGUCAAAGCAGCACGAAAGGGUAAAAUGACUAUGUCCGUUCCAGAGAACAUAUCGGGGUCCGGGGGGAAAGAGGAGGAGAGUGAAGAAGAUGAGAGUGAGAUCUUGGAGGAAAGCCCCUGCGGCCGCUGGCAGAAACGACGGGAGCAGAAGAAAGUCUUACUGGUUUGGAAUGACAUGAGGGUCAGUCAAGGAAAUGUCCCAGGCAUUGAGAGUGCGUACUUGGCCAUGGACACUGAAGAGGGGGUGGAGGUGGUGUGGAAUGAAGUGCAGUUUUCAGACAAGAAGGUUUUCAAGUCCUUUGAGGAGCGGAUACGAGAGAUGUUUGAGAACCUUAUGCAGGUGGAGCAUCCGAAUAUCGUAAAAUUUCACAAGUACUGGCUGGACAUGAGAGAGAGCAGAGCGAGGGUGAUUUUUAUCACUGAAUAUAUGUCAUCUGGAAGUCUCAAGCAGUUUUUGAAGAAGACAAAGAAAAACCACAAAACUAUGAAUGUGAAGGCAUGGAAGCGUUGGUGCACGCAGAUACUUUCUGCACUCAGUUACUUGCAUUCAUGUGAUCCGUCCAUUAUCCACGGUAACCUGACCUGUGACACCAUCUUCAUUCAGCACAACGGCCUCAUAAAGAUCGGCUCAGUUUGGCACAGGCUGUUUGUAAAUGUAUUUGCUGAGGCGAUUCAUGGGAAUGUGCAUCAACAUCGAGAUGAAAUGCGGAACCAGCAUUUUUUUGCUCCAGAGUAUGGAAUUGCUGAAGAUGACUAUGCCAUCGAUAUAUUUUCAUUUGGUAUCUGUGGCUUGGAGAUGGCAGUAUUGGAAAUCCAGGCCAAUGGAGACUCAGCAGUUUUGAAAGAGGCCGUUGAUCAUGCUGGAAAGUCACUUGAGGAUCCUCUCAUGAGGGAAUUUAUCCAGUCGUGUGUACGCACAGAAACCAAGUUGAGACCCACGGCUCAUGACCUGCUGUUCCACAGAGUGUUAUUUGAGGUCCACUCCUUAAAACUGCUUGCUGCGCAUUGCUUUAUCAAUAACCAGUAUCUCCUUCCUGAGAAUUGUGUAGAAGAGAAGACCAAGUCUUUUGACCCUAAUGGUAUCAUGGCAGAGAUUAAUCAUCGUGACCGACCUGGAGUCCAUUUAAAGUAUUCUCACGUAUCACCUCUGGAAUUGGACAAAUUUCUUGAGGAUGUGAAAAAUGGCAUAUAUCCCCUGAUGAACUUUGCUUCCCAGCGGCCACAUCCUAUCCCCCGCGCUCUUUCUUUGUCACAGGAACAGAUGGAGACUGUGAAGACCCCGACCCCAGAACCACUGGAGACUGAAACCAGAAAGGUUGUACAGAUCCAAUGUAAUCUGGAAGCAAAUGAGGAAGGCACAAGGAGUCAUCUCUCUCUCUUUUUAAAGAUGGAUGAUAGACUUCACCGUCAGCUUAGCUGUGAUGUUUUGCCAUCUGACAGUCCCAAAGAUUUGGCUAGUGAGUUGGUUCACCAUGCUUUCAUCAGUGAGGAAGACUGCGAAAAGUUGGCAUGUUUUCUUGAGGAUGCAUUAUGUAAGCACUGGUCAGGGACGUCCACCUCCCCUACUGCAAUGGCUGUGAUGUACUAAGCCCAGCUGGUCCUAGAAUAGACACAGUGCCUGAAGACUGGGCCAGAGCUUGAGAAAAAGAGAGAGCAAAAGAUCCAGACUGACUAGAGGGAAAUGAGACCAAAAAUGCAAUAUUGCAUAAUGAAGGUCAUGACAAGAUGAAUUGAGAAUAAGCGAUGGGCCUGGGGAGAAAGCUCGUCACACAGCAUGAUACCUGCACAAACUCCAAAGAGCUCCAACUGUUUACUUAAAUCUUGAAGUUCAAAUUACUGAUGUCAUUUUACCAUGACGAAGAAAUACAUUUCCAUUACUUGCAGAGAUUCUGCCUUCAGUGCCAGCAUUUUGGGUUGUGACUUUUUUCACAGACUGAUUCACAGAUUUUUUUUAAAACAUCUCUCCGAGUCAUCGUGUCUAUGGCAUAAUCAACAUCUAGCGAAGGACAAAGUUUCACACAAACUGAUGAUUUUAGGUUGAAAGAGCUUUGGGAACCUGAGGGAGGAGGCUAAGUGUCUAAGAAAUAUUUGCCAUCAGGCAAUAUGAUUGGAGCAUGUUUGUUCUAGACUUAAAUGUAUUAUUUAUUAUUUUAAACAAGUACUAGAAGGUCUUGGUAUACAUGUUUAAAAGGAAAAUGUAUCAAAAUGUUUAAUUCUACAUUUCUAUAUUAUCUUAUUCUGUAUGCUUUAACAGGCUGACUUUGAGCAGACGAAUGUACAGUACAAUGACAAGUGCUCUUGUUAUAAUUAUAUUUCUCUUUUUUUAAUUUUUUUUUAUUUAAGACCCUCAACUUCAUUUCUUGCUCUUAAUGUGGAGUGACUUAUACAUACAGAGUUUAAAAUGUCUGUUCUGAAUUGCUUCCAUGACACUAUGGUGAUCUCAAUAGCUUUACUCAUGCAGACGGUAAUGAACUUUGCAAAUAUUUGUAAACCGUGGCAAUAAUGCUAUCCUGGAAUGGUACACUACCGUUUUUAAGUUUGGGGUCAGUGAGAUUUUUAUGUUAUGAAUGAAAUGAAUACUUUUAUUCCACAAGGAUGCA
Messenger RNA from Pimephales promelas (fathead minnow), 3028 nucleotides. It is a transcript of the gene nrbp2a, whose product is annotated as nuclear receptor binding protein 2a. Gene Ontology annotation, molecular function: ATP binding; protein kinase activity. NCBI's taxonomy places the organism in Eukaryota, Metazoa, Chordata, Actinopteri, Cypriniformes, Leuciscidae. Gene Ontology annotation, biological process: protein phosphorylation. The record is from RefSeq and is a predicted model, not a curated record.